Aaosphaeria arxii CBS 175.79 is the source of this 1248-nucleotide messenger RNA. Its product is annotated as FAD/NAD(P)-binding domain-containing protein. The transcript has 4 exons. Lineage: Eukaryota; Fungi; Ascomycota; Dothideomycetes; Pleosporales. The record is from RefSeq and is a predicted model, not a curated record. Gene Ontology annotation, biological process: ubiquinone biosynthetic process. Gene Ontology annotation, cellular component: mitochondrion. Gene Ontology annotation, molecular function: FAD binding; oxidoreductase activity. The coding region runs from base 1 to 1248 and encodes 415 amino acids.
AUGCCAAAGAUCAAUCAUGUCGUCAUCGCGGGCGCUGGGCCCUCAGGCCUGCUGCUCGGCAUCAUGCUAGCUCGCAAUGCCGGCAUCAAAGUCACCAUCGUCGACGCGGACACAAAGAUCAAUGAUAAUCCUCGCGCCGCUCACUAUGCGCCGUCUGCUGUGUAUGACUUCCAUCGCGCCGGAAUCAUUGACGAUGUCCGCAAGGCCGGUUUCACUCCCAGAGGCGUCUGCUGGCGACUUCAGGACACCACUUUCCUUGCGGGCAUGGGUCGCGUACCUGAGAUAUCCAAGUAUGCUAUGGCUGUUCUGCCCUUGGACCAAUUGGGUCCGCUCCUUGUCCGCCAUUUCGAAAGUCUUCCGAACACCGAAAUCAAAUGGGCGCACAAAGUCGUAGAUGUCGAGCAGGACGAGAAAGAGGCUAGAGUGGUCGUCGAGACACCGGAAGGCAAGAAGACAAUAGGAGGCGACUAUGUCGUGGGCGCCGAUGGCGCAUCCAGCGGAGUACGCACCGCGCUCUUUGGAAAGGAAUAUCCAGGAGAGACGCUCGAUAAGCAAAUUGUGGCUACUAAUGUGUAUCUUCCCUUUGAUGAGCGGUUCGGCUACUGGGACUCCAAUUUCAUUGUUCACCCCACCGAUUGGUACAUGGCGGCGAAGAUCACUACCGACGGACUGUGGAGAGUCACCUACGGUGACGACGCCGGCCUUUCGCGCGAGGAGAUCGUCAAGCGUCAACCAGCGCGGUACGAAUCCAUCCUACCAGGCAACCCUAAGCCAGGCGACUACAAGCUCAUCAGUAUGAGCCCUUACAAGCUACAACAAAGAUGUGCUCCCAGCUUCCGAGUGGGCAAAAUUCUCCUUGUAGCAGAUGCAGCCCACUUGUGCAAUCCAUUUGGUGGUCUGGGCCUGACUGGCGGAUUCGCGGACGUAGGCUCACUCUACGAUUGCUUCAUCGGCAUUCACGAGGACCAAUUGGACGAAGAUAUCUUGGACAAGUACAGCGAGGUCCGCAUCAAGAUCUGGAGAGACAUGAUUGACCCAAUGUCGCGCGCAAACUUCCAUCGCCUCUGGGACGACAACUACAAAGAAGAUCGGGAGAAGUUCUUCGCCAUGUGCGAACAGGCUACAAACGAUCCCGUCUUUGGUAAAUCGGUUGCUGAAUCGGUUCACGCAAUUCGGCAUGACUUCACGCAGUACUAUAAGAAUAAGUCUGCUACUUCGACAAACGAUACUGCAUCGGCAACGGCAUAG